Nanorana parkeri is the source of this 1920-nucleotide messenger RNA. RefSeq names its product vesicular glutamate transporter 1. Gene Ontology annotation, biological process: regulation of synapse structure or activity; transmembrane transport; monoatomic anion transport. Gene Ontology annotation, cellular component: excitatory synapse; synaptic vesicle membrane. Lineage: Eukaryota; Metazoa; Chordata; Amphibia; Anura; Dicroglossidae. Gene Ontology annotation, molecular function: neurotransmitter transmembrane transporter activity; L-glutamate transmembrane transporter activity. The coding region runs from base 127 to 1860 and encodes 577 amino acids. The record is from RefSeq and is a predicted model, not a curated record. The transcript has 12 exons.
AAGAAGGAAAACACCUAGAUAAACCGCAAAGGUCUUUUUUUUUAACACAUAUCUUAAAUGUCGUAAUGAGAACUUUUUCCUAAAAGCUCAGAAUUAGGACUUGGACGACUCCAGAUUAGGAUCACCAUGGAGUUUAGGAAAGAGGAAUUCAAGAAAUUGGCUGGGAAUACCUUAGGCCGUCUGCACAGGAUAUUGGAGAAACGACAGACCAAUGGAGAAACGAUUGAGCUUACAGAAGAAGGGAAGCCUGUGAUAAAAACAGAGAAACGCCAGCCUGUGGUAGACUGUACUUGCUUUGGACUGCCCCGUCGCUAUAUCAUUGCCAUCAUGAGUGGAUUGGGGUUCUGUAUAUCAUUUGGGAUCAGAUGCAACCUUGGAGUGGCCAUUGUUAGCAUGGUGAAUAAUAACACAGUGUACAAGGGGAACAAGCUCGUUAUGGAGCAAGCACAGUUUUCCUGGGAUCCAGAAACAGUUGGAAUGAUACAUGGCUCAUUCUUCUGGGGGUACAUCGUUACGCAGAUUCCGGGAGGCUACAUAUGUCAAAAAUUUGCAGCCAACAGAGUGUUUGGAUUUGCAAUAGUUGCUACAUCAACGUUAAACAUGUUAAUCCCCUCGGCAGCCAGAGUACACUAUGGCUGUGUCAUCUUUGUCAGGAUCCUGCAGGGAUUAGUAGAGGGAGUGACAUACCCAGCGUGCCAUGGAAUCUGGAGCAAGUGGGCACCACCGUUGGAGCGCAGUAGGCUGGCCACAACAGCUUUUUGUGGUUCCUAUGCUGGAGCUGUGGUGGCCAUGCCUUUGGCUGGGGUGUUAGUACAGUAUACGGGAUGGAGCUCAGUGUUCUAUGUCUAUGGGAGCUUUGGUAUUUUCUGGUACAUGUUCUGGAUUCUUGUCUCAUAUGAGAGCCCAGCACAACAUCCCACAAUAUCAGAAGAAGAGAGAAGGUACAUUGAGGAGAGCAUUGGCGAGAGCACAGGUUUCAUGAACCCACUGGCGAAAUUUAAGGCACCUUGGCGAAAGUUUUUCACCUCUAUGCCAGUAUAUGCGAUCAUUGUUGCAAACUUUUGCCGUAGUUGGACAUUCUAUCUCUUACUCAUUAGCCAACCGGCCUAUUUUGAGGAAGUGUUUGGCUUUGAGAUCAGCAAGGUUGGUCUUCUCUCUGCACUACCGCACUUGGUAAUGACAAUCAUUGUACCCAUUGGAGGGCAGAUAGCUGACUUCCUGCGUUCCAAAAGGAUAAUGUCUACUACCAACGUCCGUAAAAUGAUGAACUGCGGAGGUUUUGGUAUGGAGGCCACGCUUCUUCUAGUUGUGGGCUAUUCACACUCCAGGGGAGUAGCCAUCUCUUUCCUUGUUCUAGCUGUGGGCUUCAGUGGAUUUGCUAUAUCAGGUUUCAAUGUGAAUCAUUUGGACAUUGCACCUCGCUAUGCCAGUAUUCUCAUGGGUAUUUCCAAUGGUGUUGGAACCCUGUCAGGCAUGGUUUGCCCCCUCAUUGUAGGAACCAUGACAAAACAUAAGACUCGAGAAGAGUGGCAAUAUGUUUUCCUGAUUGCAUCCCUUGUCCACUAUGGUGGUGUCAUUUUCUACGGCAUCUUUGCUUCAGGAGAAAAGCAGCCAUGGGCUGAGCCAGAGGAAACCACUGAAGAGAAAUGUGGUUUCAUCCACGAAGAUGAGCUUGCUGAGGAGAGUGAAGAUCAGCCUCAGGGCUACGGUGGUGGCUAUGGCAGUUAUGGUGCCACCCAGAGCACUAAUUUCCCCAAUGGCGGCUGGCCAGCAGAAUGGGAGAAAAAGGAAGAGUUCAUCCAGGACCAGGGCAAGGACCCCUAUUUAUAUGGGACGGCUGCAGAAAGGGACUUGUCUUGAAAAUUAAAAAAUUAUACAAAAGUCUAACUAAAAUGACAGCAAUGUCUCAACUUCAACUGA